CUAGCGAGAAUUUAUUGGAAAAUAUAACAAAAGGAAGGGCGAAAAACAUUUGAAAUCAAAUUGCCUUAUUUUUUAUGGGUAAAUCGAUCCUUUGCACGGCCAAAUUCCCGGCACUUGCGAGGAAGGUAGUCUCAUCGCACGAAUCCCAGAAGCCAAAACACGUAAAACCCACAUCCCAGGGAAAGUCUCCUGCUUCCCAGAAAAAGGGGAAGCCAAGUGGGCUCCAAAUCGAGUCGGGUAGAAUCAUGCAGAAGGAGAUGAAUGGGUGGAACGGUCGGGAUCGUGUGCCGCUGGCUCAGGUGGUGUCGGAGUUGGUGAAGGCCUGGUUUGAAGACGCACUCGAAGCGGCCAAGGAGGGGGAUAUAGCCAUGCAGGUGCUUGUUGGCCAGAUGUAUUGCAAUGGCUAUGGUGUCUCCAAAGAUGUCCAAAAGGUCUCUCCUCUUACCCUUUUUAUUGUUUUCUCUCCAAUUGUUAAUUAGUCAUGUAUGAUGGAUUGGUUUAUGUUUUGUUCUAUUGCUUAAUCAAGGGUCAAUUUGAUUCUUUUGUGUAGUUUCUAGUGUUGGUGAAUUCUAUUCUGGUGUUUUUUGAUGUCAAGUUUUCAAUUUUUCAUUUGUUUUCAUGAUACUAUCAUCAUAGAUAUUUAUAUAAAUUGAUUUUGCAUAGUCUGCGUCUUAAUCUUUGAGGAAGCCAAUGGAAAAGAAAUGAUCUUAUAUUAUCAUAAUAAUUUCAUUUUUUUUAGUUUAUGCUUUUUAGGAAAUGCCAGAAGGUGAUGGUGAUCGCAGUAAAAUGGGUUCUUUUGUUAUUGGGUAGUGUGUUUGUUUAUCAUUUUUCUUCCUCUAUUAAUUUUGCUAGACUUUUUGUAACUUUGCUUUUCUCAAUUAAUUUUAUUGUGAUCUUAGUUCCAUGCUUGUUCCAUGAUUGCUUCCCUUAUGAGGAACUCAAGAAUACUAUGUUACUUUAUAAUUUAUUUAAAUAAGGGACGCGCUUGGAUUAGUCAAGCUUCAAAGAGUCAAUCUUCUGUGUGGACAGAUGCUGAUAAACAUCCAGGUUAUAAUGAAAGUGAUUCAGACUCUGAUGAACUGAUUGAUUAGAAGAUAUACAUGGAUCAUAUAUUGCUGUCUGAGACUCUGAAUUCAUUUUCAUACCAUUUUUGGACCAUGCACCAAAUACUAAAUUUCCAUACCGAUUGAGAGAUAAGUUUUCAUUCCUUCUCUCUUCAUUAAUUUUUCCUCAUAGUUUUUUCCCUUCUGUUGUUGAAUGGAGCGUAUUUCAAAGUUCAUAACUUGUAAUUUCUUUUCCUUUUCAAGAUACAUUAUUCUGUUCUAGAUUCCAAGAAAUUUCUUCCUCAGUUUCCUGUCUUAAUUCUCGAUAAUUUGGAGUAUCUAGAAUUGAAAUUAGAGGACAGGUUUAUGUCUGACUACAGACGCUACCAAGUAUCACAUCUUAUCCAUACAUUACUACGUUAAGAUGUUUGUAAAUGCAUAGUUUACAACACUGUUUUUUUGUUUUUUAACUAAUGACAUCACUUUCCU
Rubroshorea leprosula is the source of this 1532-nucleotide messenger RNA. NCBI's taxonomy places the organism in Eukaryota, Viridiplantae, Streptophyta, Magnoliopsida, Malvales, Dipterocarpaceae. The record is from the annotation of a GenBank genome assembly.